CUGCGAUCCGGCAAGGCCUGCGGCAACAACUCAGCAACGACUCAAAAAACAGCUGCAUUUAACGCGAUUGAAUUUGCGAUUUGUGUCCUUUGUUUUAUGAGAUGAUAUGCCGACUCUGCCUGGAGGAUGCUGAGCACGGGGUGCCUAUUUUCGGCCAGGACCCGUCGGCGACGCAACCGGCCCUGUGCCAGCUGGCGGAGCUGAUCGAGCGACAUCUGCAGUUGGUGUUGGCAGCCAACGAUGCGGUGUCCACGUGUCUAUGCAACCGUUGCUGGCAGCAGCUGGCUGAGAUCGAUCACUUCUGCUCCAUGGUGGCCGACAAGCAGCGCUCGCUGCACCGCUCACUGCAGCUGAAAACGGAACUGCCGGAGCUGCCCGAGCUAGCGGAGCCAGAGCCCGCCCUGGUGGUAUGGAACACAGAGUCGCCAAUCGAGCCAAAACUUAGUUACGAGGGCGACGACAUCAAGGAUCACAUUUUGUGCGAACCGGUCAUCGACGCCCUGUCCGCGGGCGAUGAAAAGGACAGCGACUACGGUGACACCUUUGAGCCGGAUUUUGAGGCGGAAAUGCACCAAGAUGACGAGUCUGAGCCGGAACCGGUGAAGCCACGCCCUCGAGGAAGGCCGCGUAAAACGUCGCUGCAGCAGACGCACCAGAUCAUCAAGAGAAAGUACGAGAAGCGCAAGCAGCAGAACAAGUCCAAGAUCACAGAGUUGUCCUUAAGGGAGUCACGGGCUCGGCUAAGGGAGCUGAAGCGCAGUACCGCAGGCGCUGAAGAGGACCUUGAAGACGACGAAGACGAGGAUGAGGAACCAGAAGCUGAAACGACUCCAGACACCGACGAGCAGCCAAAGCCCCGUGGCAAACGCGGCCGACCAAAAACCAAAAAGCUGGUCACUGCCGACGACAAUGACGAUCCCUCGGAGGCGCCUGUCAAGCGAAGCAGCAUCAAGGAGAUGGACGACUAUAUUGCCGCCAAUGUUAAGUUAGACUGCGCCAUCUGCGCCGCUCCGCUAGAGGACUUCAACGAUCUCAAGCGCCACUUCCGCGUGGAGCACGACUGCACCGGCUAUGUGAAGUGCUGCAACAAUCGAUAUAAGAAGCGGACGCUAUACGUCGACCAUCUGCACUGCCACAAGGACCCGCAGUACUUCAGCUGUCAGAGCUGCCGCAAGAACUUCCUGAACCGCAACAGCCAGGUGAUGCACAUGCUGCGCUUCCACUCGCAGCAGCAGGAAUUGGUUCACCAGUGCGCCAUCUGCGAGGCUCGCUUCGCCAAGAAGUUCCUCCUGACCAUGCACCUCAAGGGACACAAGGGCACCGAGCGGCCCGAGGUGUGCGACACCUGCGGCAAGACAUUCCGCACGAAGUUCGAGCUGAGCGCCCACGUUAAGCGCAUGCACGCGGCCGACUUCACGCCCAUCAUCUGCGACAUUUGUGGGACACAUUUCAGAAGCAAGGCCAACUUCCUCAUCCACAAGAAGGCGCUGCAUCCGGAUGGGCCCGUGGCGGAGGUGCAGUGUACCCUGUGCGGCCGCUGGCUGCGGGACGAGCGGAGCCUGCGCAAGCAUCUGGCUCGCCAUGAUGACCGCGACGGCGACACCAAGUACCGAUGCCUGCUCUGCAAUGCAGAGAAGUCAUCCCGUGCCGCACUCAGCAGCCACAUGCGGUACCAUCACUCCGCCAAGCGGCACAAGUGUAGCCUCUGCGAAAAGGAGUUCAAGCUGCCGCGCGCCUUAGCCGAGCACAUGGCCACCCAUACGGGCAUUGACCUGUACCAGUGCCAGUUCUGCACGCGCACCUUUAAGUCGCACGCCAACAUGCACAACCACAAGAAAAAGAUGCACCCGAACGACUGGGUGCGGAAGUACUCUCAACCCAGCAGCAGCAUUACCUCUGCGGCAGUUCCAGUGGCGCCAGUCGCUCCUCCGCUUCCGCCGCCUCCUCCUCAAGUGGUUGCGCCCACCACUCUGGCCGGUCAUAUGCUGCCACCGCUGGGCGGGAUCGCCAAGUCCCUGAUCGAGAUACCCGACCCCGAGGGCUUCGACUUCGUAAGCAACAGCUCCGUGUGCCCCACGCCCGACUGAAUCUAUGUCUCUGUGUCUGCUACUUUGUGUGUCCGUUCCCUGGCUGGGAUUUAUGUAUAAAACCGUACAAAUAAACUGGAGUAAUUACUGUA
Drosophila ficusphila is the source of this 2179-nucleotide messenger RNA. Its product is annotated as transcription factor grauzone. Gene Ontology annotation, molecular function: DNA-binding transcription factor activity, RNA polymerase II-specific; zinc ion binding; RNA polymerase II transcription regulatory region sequence-specific DNA binding. Bases 102 to 2087 code for a protein of 661 amino acids. Gene Ontology annotation, biological process: regulation of transcription by RNA polymerase II. The record is from RefSeq and is a predicted model, not a curated record. The transcript is spliced from 4 exons. Lineage: Eukaryota; Metazoa; Arthropoda; Insecta; Diptera; Drosophilidae. Gene Ontology annotation, cellular component: nucleus.